CGUCGCCCAUCGCGACCGCAAUGCAAUGCUUCAACAGGCCUUUACAAGUACUAAAAGCGAGCUAUAGCAGGUUUCUUGUAGGCGUAUUGACGAAUACAGUACUACAUGUAAGUAGUACAGCAUCGCUGGUAUCCACACAGAAAUCUUCAGCAGGAAGCCCGACAUUUCCCGAUGCCGCAGCGCAAGAUCUGCCACCAGAGCGGCUGCAAUCCUACCGAGAUUCCUCGCUGAUUUGCAAGCUGCAAUCAAUUUUGGCUACACCAGCAUUGCUAUUGUUCAUCAGCAGUAAGGUCGUCUCUCCACCAACGCGACCGCAAGUCCACAACCACGCUAGCACAUUCGCGCUUCCACCCUCCCUCAACCUCCCUCAACAAUUCCUACAAGCACUUCACCAAUAUUGUCUACUUUUCUUGUCAAUGCCAAAAAUCAGGUUUUAACCUGGGCGCCGCUUCGUGAUUGGCUCGUCCGGCGGUUAUGCACGAGGAAAGACCAGACGGAGAGGAGGGAGAGACUGGAGAGUCAGCGAGCGACUCCACGAUCACCGUCAGUGCGCCCGCGUCGCCCCCCAGUACGCGAAACAGCCCAAGACAAUCAUGGCGGAGGACUCAGGAAUGCUAGACAAUGGCGCCAUGGUCUGGGUGCCCCACGACGAGCAGGUAUGGAAAAAAGCCGUGGUCGUGCGUCGCCUGGACGACGGCGUCUCGGCCGAGGUGCGUCUGCAGCCCAGCGACGACGGCGAAUGGGACAAGGACGACGGCCUCGAGCAGGUCGUCAACAUCCGCGACAUCGCGCGUCUUGCCGGUGAAGUCUCGGACGAGGCCAUGCCGAUCUGCAACGUGUUCGAGGCCGACGGAGCCAACGACAUGUGCACGCUCAACCAUCUUCACGAACCGGCAGUGCUGAAGAACCUGGAGCUUCGGUUCGCCAAGAAAAUGCCUUACACAUACACUGGCGCCAUCUGUAUCGCCGUGAACCCAUACCAAUGGCUCGAUCUGUACGGCAAGGAGCUGUAUCUGCAAUAUCUGGAGCAGCCUCGUGACUCGCUUCCUCCUCACCCGUUUGCACUGUCCGCUACGGCCUAUAUGGACAUGAAGAGGACGCAAGUGGACCAGAGUAUUCUGGUCAGCGGAGAGUCUGGAGCUGGUAAGACGGAGACGGUCAAGAUCAUGAUGAACCACUUGGCCUCCAUCUCUGGCGGUGGCAAUCACGGUACGAAGGUCAUCGACCAAGUGCUCAAGUCCAACCCCCUACUUGAGUCAUUCGGUAACGCCAAGACCAAGAGAAAUGACAAUUCCAGUAGGUUCGGCAAGUUCGCUCAGCUCCAAUUCGACAACAUGGGUUCACUCGUGGGUUGUCUGUGUGAGACUUAUCUGCUGGAGAAGAGUCGAGUGGUCGGACAGACGGAGGGAGAGCGCAACUACCACAUCUUCCACCAGAUCUUCUGUCUGUCAGAAGAGCGUAAAACGGAGCUAAAACUCACUGGAGAUGCCACUAAUUACAAGUACGUGGCGGAGGGUGCUGAGGCUGAAUUGACCGGCAUCGACGACAUCCAGUGUCUGAAAGAGACGCAGGACGCUCUGGACACGAUCGGCAUCUCAACAGAAGAACAGAACGCCAUCUUUGAGAUCGUAGCAGCCAUUUUGAACCUCGGAGAGGUCGAAUUUGAGCAAAACGGCAGCGAUAACGAGAAAAGUCACGUGAAAAACGAGGACAUUGUGGACAAUGUGGGUGCUCUGCUGGGUACUGAGAGCGCUGCACUGCACUCGACGCUGCUGGAGCGUUCCAUCACUGCUGGUUCCGAGUCGUACACGAUCCCAUUGAACGCCGAGCAGGCCUCGGACCUGCGCGACGCGCUGGCUAAGGGUAUGUACACCCAGCUGUUCGACUGGCUGGUGCACCGUGUCAACAAGGCCAUGUGCUCCACCAACAACGUCAAGACGCACAUCGGUUUGCUGGAUAUCUUCGGUUUUGAGAGCUUCGACCAGAACGGCUUCGAACAGCUGUGCAUUAACUACGCAAACGAGAAGCUGCAGCAGAAAUUCAACAGCGAUGUCUUCAAGGAUGUCCAGCAGGAGUACGUGGAUGAGGGAAUCCCUCUUACACUCGUGACAUUUGAGGACAAUCAGCCCAUUCUGGACCUCAUUGAGGGACGUAUGGGCAUCGUCAGUAUGCUAAAUGAGGAAGUGCUGCGUCCUCAAGCCACAGACAACACGUUCGUGAGUAAAGUAUUGGAUGCGUGCAGCAACCACCCGAGUAUCGAGAAGAACCGCAUCAAUCCGUUGGAGUUCACUAUCCACCACUACGCUGGUGAUGUGACGUACAACGGUACGGGCUUCUUGGAGAAGAACAAGGACACUCUACCGACAGACAUGGUGCAGCUGCUGUCUAGUAGCUCGAAUGGAGUCAUCUCGGGCAUCUUUACACCUACACAGAAGAGCAAGCGCAACAGUCGAGGCAAGAACGGCAAAGAGGGACGUCAGAAGGGCUUCCUGGUGGGUAACACUAUCGCUGGAGCCUUCCGUAAACAGCUUUCUGAGCUCAUGGAGACCAUCAACAAGACGUCGUCGCAGUAUGUGCGUUGCAUCAAGCCGAAUGCCAACAAGAGCGCCGUCGAGUUCAACCGUCUCAUGAUCGUGGAGCAGCUACGUUGUGCUGGUGUGAUUGCUGCUAUUCGCAUCAGUCGAGCAGCUUUCCCUAACCGUCUGCCGCUCGUGGAAUUCCAGCAGCGAUUCCAGAUCAUCUGUCCGUCGGCAUUGCGUGAUGCUGAGCCCUCUGAGAUGGUUGCUGGUCUACUGAAGGAAUUGAUCCCGGACAUGGCUACAACGAUGCAGAACUCCAAAUUUGCGGUGGGUAAGACCAAGGUUUACUUCAGUUCAGGUCUGUUACAGCGACUGGAGGACCGUCGCAACGUGAUCCUGAAGGACCACGCCAUUCUCAUCCAGAAGACCAUGCACGGAUAUGUACACCGCAAGCGCUUCUUGCGUCAACGUUCUGCUGUGGUGAAGAUGCAGGCUGUUACUCGCGGUGGACUGCAGGCCAAGCGCUACCGGACACUACGUGCUGGAGUUAUUAAGCUGCAAGCUCGGGAACGUGGACGUAAGCAGCGCUAUCUGUACGCUCUGCUGCUUGCGCGUGUCAGGAAGGAACGUCAACUUGAACAGGAACGUCUCCGUAAGAUCGCGCAGGAAGAAGAAGCGGAGCGUAUUCGCCAGAAGUCGAUGCAGGAGGAACGCGAACACAGCGACCCUCAACCGCCUGUGGAAGAUGACUGGAGUGACGAGAGUGACAAGGACGAAGAACUUGAGGACGGACCAUCCGGCCCCGUGUCCCCACGUACCCUCCGUGCUCUUACUGAAGCGGCCUCUAAGGUUGCAGAGGCAGAGUCGGCCGCUCGUGACGCUAAGCAGGCUGCUGAGGCUGCGUUGGAGCUCAACCGUGAGCUGGUGGGCCAGAACGACCGUCUACGCUCGACGCUGUCGUCUAACGUGGCGGAAUACGCCGACGCUGAGCUCCUACGUGAGAACGAGCGCCUUAAACAGCAGGUGCUGCAGCUCCAGACGAAGCUCGUGCGCUCUCAAGAAGUCUCGCUUAUCUCCGCCAAGGUGGUGGACAGCCGCAUCACGUACCGUGAAGGACGCCAGUUUGUCGAGUACAAGCUGCAGAUCGAGACCAACACACGUGGCACGCUGUACGUGUGGCACCGUUACAGCACGUUCCGUAACCUGGCAGCGACGCUGCAGACCAAGAACGGAUACAAGCGCAAGGAGAUCCCGGAGCUGCCGAACAAGCAGCUCUUUGGCAACUUCUCCGAGAAGAUCAUCCAGGACCGUGUGGCCAAGCUCAACCAGUUCUUGGAGGCUGCUACCAAUGCUGAGUACCUCCAGUGGGGCAUUCGUGUGGACCAGGACACGUGCGUGUACAAGCGUCGCGUCAAGAACGCGUCCCGGGAGAGUAUCUCCACGGCCAGCACGCACUCGUCAUCGCCGCGCUCGUCCUCACGACUGUCGAUGAAGUCGUUCAGCUUCCGUCGCGGCAGUACGGCUGGAAAUUAGACUGACAGAGUGGAAAGUGGACCAGCAAACAAGGCACAUUAGAUGGAAGUUCUGCGUAAUGCAUUUAUAUUCCUCACAGCG
Molecule: messenger RNA, 4133 nt
Organism: Phytophthora nicotianae INRA-310
Lineage: Eukaryota; Oomycota; Peronosporomycetes; Peronosporales; Peronosporaceae
Exons: 2
Coding region: 594-4052 (1152 amino acids)
Biological process (GO): vesicle transport along actin filament; actin filament organization
Cellular component (GO): cytoplasm; actin cytoskeleton; vesicle
Molecular function (GO): phosphatidylinositol binding; microfilament motor activity; ATP binding
Source: RefSeq, a predicted model, not a curated record